Molecule: messenger RNA, 1595 nt
Organism: Malus domestica (apple)
Lineage: Eukaryota; Viridiplantae; Streptophyta; Magnoliopsida; Rosales; Rosaceae
Source: RefSeq, a predicted model, not a curated record
AGUCUGAGCUAUUCUAUGUCACAGGAAAGAAUUUGAGGUUGAUUGAAGAAGUGGUGACUUAAAUGGCUAGAGUUUGUUCGCCAUACUUUGAUCCUGAGUAUGAGAACCUGAGCACAAGAAUCAAUCCCCCAAGGGUCUCCGUAGACAACUCUAGCUGCAGUGACUGUACUCUAGUCAAGGUUGAUAGUGUCAACAAACCGGGAAUUCUGCUUGAAGUCGUGCAAAUCUUGACAGACCUUGACCUCAUAAUCACCAAGGCCUAUAUCUCCUCAGAUGGUGGAUGGUUCAUGGAUGUAUUUCACGUCACGGAUCAGCAAGGAAAAAAAGUUACAGACAGCAAAACCAUUGAUUACAUAGAGAAGGCUUUGGGACCAAAGGGCCAUAUCACAGACGUGCUGAAUGCUUGGCCAGGAAAACGGGUUGGAGUACACUCUUUCGGGGAUCAUACAGCCAUUGAGCUUAUUGGCAAAGACCGACCAGGUCUCUUAUCUGAGAUCUCUGCUGUCCUUGCCAACCUUCACUUUAAUGUAAUUGCUGCCGAAGUAUGGACACACAAUAGACGAAUAGCUUGCGUUGUGUAUGUCAAUGAUAAUACUGCAUGCCAACCUGUGGAGGAUAAAGCCCGAUUAUCUACUAUGGAGGAGCAGCUCAAGAACAUCCUACGCGGGUGUGAGGACGAUGAGAAAGUUGGUCGCACUAGCUUCUCUAUGGGAUUCACCCAUGUUGAUAGGCGGCUCCACCAGAUGUUGUUUGCUGAUAGGGAUUAUGAGGGUGGUGGACUGGCAAAUGAAGUUGAUCACUUUCCUCCCUGCUUCCAACCAAAGAUCACCAUUGAGCGUUGUGAAGAAAAAGGGUACUCGGUGGUUAGUGUGCGGUGCAAAGACCGUGCAAAGCUCAUGUUUGACAUCGUAUGCACACUCACAGAUAUGCAGUACGUUGUUUUCCAUGCCUCCAUUUCAUCUGAUGGCCCAUACGCAUCACAGGAGUAUUUUAUUCGUCACAUGGAUGGUUGCACCCUCGAUACUGAAGGAGAGAAGGAAAGGGUCGUCAAAUGUAUUGACGCUGCAAUUCGGAGAAGAGUAAGCGAGGGUCUAAGGCUAGAACUGUGUGCAAAGGAUAGAGUAGGCUUGCUAUCUGAAGUAACAAGAAUUCUGAGGGAGAAUGGAUUGUCAGUUACAAGGGCUGGCGUCACAACAAUUGGGGAGCAAGCAAUGAAUAUCUUUUAUGUUAGAGAUUCUUCAGAGAAUCCCGUGGACAUAAAAACAAUAGCAGCACUUCGUAAAGAAAUCGGGCAUACAAUGAUGUUCAAUGUGAAGAAAGUCCCAACAAAUUCUGCUGAGGCACCUGAGACUAAGGGAUGGGCUAAGACAAGCUUCUUCUUUGGGAACUUGUUAGAGAGAUUCUUGGCUUGACAAGAGGUCCAUAUGACUGUGAGGUACAUUGAAAAUGUACAGAAGAAUAAAUCUGUUCAGGAAGUUAUCUGGACAGAGUUUCUGCUUUUGUACACACUGUAUAACAUGUAUGCUUGUAACUUUGUAACUUGUGGACUUUGCGCAACACUUUCUUUUUACUUCGUUUUGACAUUUGAUCCUUUU